CCACAGAACAUCAUGUACAUAAUCAACAAUGAAAUCAUAGCUGAAUACCUACCUAGGUAUUGAAAAGAAAUGUGUAGUAUCUUCAGGUUUAAAAUGUCCAAGCUGAAGGCUUAUGCACUUGAGGGCUGUUAGAUCGUAUCCAACGCAACCAUGCUUUCCCGGCGCCUGGGCUCAUUGUGCCCGACUCGUUAUAAAUUCGUUCUACAUUCUUUUUCACAUGUAUUAGCCCCUAGACCCAAGGAUCAUCGAAGGAUGGCUUCGCAAAUCCAUACUUUAAGCUUUUCACACGCCACGGAAAGCCCGUUUCACACUAGCAUAGGUCACAAAAAGCUGCCCGAUGAGAAAAUCUAUACGGCAAAACAGAUUGCGGACUUCGUCUUGUCUGUAAAGGACCUAACUCCCGACGAGGUCAAGCAAGCUCAAACACUCGCUCGAAAACAUGGUAUUUUGGAUCAUCGGCCUGUCCAAAACGAUGUCGGGGACUUUGAUGAAAUCUAUUCAUCUGGUUGCAUUCUGGCCAUCGCGCACUUCUAUAAUAAACUCGCCGACCUAAAGUUCAAGCAGGCAGACAUUUGCGAGACCUAUGAAAAAUGUGUCCGCGCCGUCAAUUCCCUCACGUACCUUCUACAAACACCCCUCGAUAAAACCAGCCGGCUCCCAGGCCCAGUGAAAUUGUCGAGAGGUGAACGAUGGAAACUGGAUCGCGUUUGGGAUAUCUCCGUUUGCUUGCUAGGGGCUAUCAAGGCCCGUUGCGGUUUCCAGCGUGGAUUCCGUGUCGGUGAUAUACCGAUUGUUCAUGAUGUUCACUAUCGAAGGGCCGCCAAGUUAGCACUAGACAGGAACAAUCUCCAUGGCAGAGGACGAAUCUGCCAGAAAGCUUUGCGACUCCUCACGCGGGAGGACAUCGAACCUUUCAUUCAACCCUAUCAUCUCAUUGAGGAGUUGGGAUUUUCUGCAGAUAUUGAUGAUCAAAAUGUUACGCUCGAUCAUAGGAACUGCACAGAGGACUCGUGCGAAUAUGAUACCGAUGUCAAGCAUAAGCCUCCAAAAGAAUACCACGUUCUGGGCUGCAAAGAGUGCGAGAAAAGAAAACCUCCAGCAGACAGUAAGGACAACUUUGAAAGUAUCGCGAUGAAUGGCAUGCCCGCGGUCAAUGUCUCACGUGGGUGUGGUCCGGAGGAGAUGUGGUGGGUAAAAGCCGACCACAGAACGCUGGUUGUUUCUCAUGUUUGGAGGGAUGGUAUAUGGGGAACAAGAGACGAUGGAAUCAGAACAUGCGCCCAUAACCUCCUUUCAAAAAUUGCCAGGGAUAACAAUUGUGACAGCUAUUGGAUAGACUGCGCCACGAUCCCGGAAGAGCCAGACACACGGAAAAAUAUGAUUAUGCGAAUCAAUAAGACGUUCAGGGAUGCAGGGCUUGUACUCUGCUGGGACAAAAAAUCUGCCACCUUGGGUCCGGAAUACGCACCGAUGCUAUUGUCGCUCGUUGUUUCCGCUUGGCAUCGGCGAGCGUGGACUCUCCUGGAAGGCAAUAGGGGCCAACUGAGUAGAAUAAACUUUCUCAGAUGGACGGGUAAAGAGGAAACGCCAUAUGAGCUCUUUAAUCUGGAGACGGCGCUUCGCUCUGUCUUCGAUAAUGAAUCAAAUGUUCCAUUGUGGAUUCGAUCAACAUUUGUUGAGCUCCUGCCGUACAGUGGUGCCGCAUUGCCGAUGGAUGCAGCAGGACUACUGUUAUCCGGACGUCAUGCUAGUCGAACUGAGGACUCUCAGGCAAUUUGGGGCUUGCUUCGCCCCGUUGAAGGGAACGACAAAACUGAUGACUUCCAAUAUGAUGAUCCUUAUAUCUACGCAAAGGAUGGAGUUGACGUUGCAUUCAUCAGCUCCAACGCGGAACGGUUUAGGCGUAACGAAGCCACGCAGAGCUGGAGGCCUGGCAAAACCGCUGUUAAUGUCUGGGCCCGUACGGCAUACGGCGGCAUCAAGGCCACUAUAACUGGAGAGAAGAAUGGCAGAAGAGAUCUGGAAGGCACGUGGUGGGCAAAGGAAGGUGAAAAAUGGAAGCAAUCCGUCGAUUGGACGAAAUAUAAAGACGUCGAGCGGAUCAAGCGGAUUGAACGUGAAGAGUUCGAAGGCUUCGCGCUCAUUUGUCCGAUUUUGAUGGGGGAUCCGCUAAGUGUGCCCGAUGGUAAACAUUCAUCAGCGCCAGUGAGCGGCUUUUUCAGAACCAAUCUUGUCAUGGAGUGUGAUCGGGCAAUCAUCAUCACGAAGAGAAGGGGGGAUGAGGUUUGGCAAUGGCAAGGUCUCGUGGACAUGAAGAAGGGGAAGCCUUUACUCUUCAAUACAAGUGAGACCAAUGAGUUCGUAAUUGGUGACAGUAGACUUCAUUGAAGAAUGAUCCUUUGCCUACCUAGGUAGGUAUCUAGAUGGGUGGAUGCCCACAGAUGGGUUCUAGGUAAAUCAAUUUAUUCUAAUUUUGGAAUACUUGGAUCAACAUGACAUCUUAUCCUUCAAUGCUCCUUC
This is a messenger RNA of Annulohypoxylon truncatum, 2520 nucleotides long. RefSeq lists its product as uncharacterized. The transcript has a single exon. The record is from RefSeq and is a predicted model, not a curated record. Bases 151 to 2388 code for a protein of 745 amino acids. NCBI's taxonomy places the organism in Eukaryota, Fungi, Ascomycota, Sordariomycetes, Xylariales, Hypoxylaceae.